UGAAUGAUGGUGCGAACGAUGGUGGUAACAAUGGUACGAAUGAUGAUAUGAAUAAUGGUAUGAAUGAUGCGAAUGUUAUGAUUGAUGGUAUGUAUGGAGUGAAUGAUAGUGCGAAUGGUGUUGAUGGUAGUAUUAAUAAUGGUAGUGAACAAGUGAGACAAGAAAGUGGAUUAAAUAUUAAUGAGCAAGAAAUGCAACAUACUAAUAUUCAGGAGAUACAAAUUA
Racocetra persica is the source of this 225-nucleotide messenger RNA. Lineage: Eukaryota; Fungi; Glomeromycota; Glomeromycetes; Diversisporales; Gigasporaceae. The record is from the annotation of a GenBank genome assembly.